AUGGCCGGUCCAGCCGCUCUACUUGUGUCCAUCAGGCAUCAGGCAGGGGCUCUCCGCACCCUCCAGGCUGCCACAGCCCCCCAUCCUCCCUGCAGCACUCCACAGCCUUCCCACACCCAAACCUUCAGCACCGGCAAGUCUGGCCCAGCUUGGCACAGUCUGCGAGAGGAGAUGGAGGUGUCUGAGCCUGGUGGGGCUCAGGAGCUGGAGGAAGAGAGAAAAGCCCCACAGAAAAGACCUAAGGAAGGAGAAGAGAGAGGAGACCUAUCUCCUCUCAGCCCAGGUGAGCCCAGGCCAGAGAGGCUGGCCCAGCCAGGGCUGGCAAGGCAUGAGACACUUCGAGAGACAGCUCUGCGCAGCAAGAUGUCCCGACUAGUAGAAGCAACUUCCCGGCUUGUACAAGUAGAAGAGACUCUCCUUCUCCCUCUCCUGCAGCAGCAUCCUCUUCCUCUCCAUCCAAAA
This is a messenger RNA of Tauraco erythrolophus (red-crested turaco), 462 nucleotides long. Lineage: Eukaryota; Metazoa; Chordata; Aves; Musophagiformes; Musophagidae. The record is from RefSeq and is a predicted model, not a curated record.